Messenger RNA from Aplysia californica (California sea hare), 1381 nucleotides. Its product is annotated as glyoxylate/hydroxypyruvate reductase A. The transcript has 10 exons. The record is from RefSeq and is a predicted model, not a curated record. The coding region runs from base 131 to 1156 and encodes 341 amino acids. Lineage: Eukaryota; Metazoa; Mollusca; Gastropoda; Aplysiida; Aplysiidae. Gene Ontology annotation, molecular function: NAD binding.
AGCGAUGCGAAAACACGACAGAGACGAUGAAAAGGAAGAUGGAUCUGUGUGUGUGUGUGUAAUGUAGUAUCAACAGUCAUUUAUCAUCACUGACCGAUUUCCCCGUCAAUUUCCGAAAGCGAAAGUCGAAAUGGAAACAAUAAGGAGGCCAAUCUCCAAAGUGUUUGUGGCUUCCAAAUUGGCCGAUCUUGGCCAGAUCGUGAAAGAAGCAAUAAAAAAUAUUGGAAAUGUUUGUGUCCGAGAGUUACAAGUUACACCUGAUGGGAGAUUGGCUCAAGAAUGUGUUGAUGAAAUACCCGAAAUAGAGUUCUUGUUUGCGGACCCAUCAGUUAUUGGACAAGUCUUGUCUAGCAACAAAAAUAGAGUGGCAUGGAUGCAGUCUACCUUUGCAGGUCUGGAUGCUGCCUUCAAAGUAAUAGACAACCUAGAGAAACCUCCAAAUGCCAUCCUGACAAGGCAGACAGAUGGAUUUGGCCAGUUCAUGGGGGAAUAUGUAAUUGGUCAAAUAAUUGCCAGGGAAAGAAAUUUUACGCUCAUGACGGAACUGCAAAAACAGUCGAAUUUUGAUUGCUCACAAUUGGUGUCAUAUAGAGGCCUUAAUGAACUGUGUCUUGGAGUUAUAGGAUUUGGGAUAAUUGGACAGGAAGUGGCAAGACAAUGCAAGGCCAUGAAUAUGACAGUGUGGGCGGCUGUUCGUGAUGCUCGCUUCAAUAAUGGUCAAGCAGUCAGUGAACAUGUUCAUCAUAUCAGGCCGAUGUCAAAACUUUCUGAAAUGCUCCAGGCGUGUGACUAUGUGGUCAGUGUGUUGCCCAGCACACCCGAGUCACGUGGUCUGUUGUCCGGGAAUGUGCUACAAGCAUGUGAGAAGAAGAAGUCUGUACUUAUCAACAUAGGACGAGGUGAUGUCAUCGAUGACGACAGUCUUGUCAAUGCUGUCAGAUCCGGCUGGCUCAGUGGUGCUAUUUUAGAUGUAUUUAAUCAAGAGCCUCUGCCUGCAGACAGCCCCUUGUGGAGCGUACCUGGCAUAACCAUCACACCUCAUGUCAGUGGCAUCACAAAUGUGAACAAGGCAGUGAAGACUUUUACAGAUAACAUUGUCCGAUACAGGAAUGGAGAACCCAUGUUAAAUCAAGUUGAAAUGUCCAAAGGAUAUUAAGUGCAGGGUAUUUUUAAAUCUUUUAUUCUUGUCAUUCAUUGACUGUUAAUUUGGUCUACCUUUACAUUUGUUGAUUUUAUUAAGCAGAAGCAAAUUGUGUUACAGUAAAGAGUGGAGAUUUUGAAUUUGUUUUCAAAAGAUUCAUUUGUUGUGCUUGGUAAGGCCUUAAAAUGUUACUUAUAAAAAAUAAUGACGAUUGAUCGAUUGUCUUUGACAGUCCUCGAA